GAGGGUAAGUUAAUAUGGGUUAAUGAUGGCCGUCGUGUCUAGUAUAUGAAAGGCUCCAUUUUGCCUUCUCUUUAAAGAGAGGUGAAGUGACAGCAAUAUUGUCUGUCUGAUUCCAUUUUGCGGAGAAAUUUCAUCAUCAUCAAUGGCAACUUCACCGUUACAAAGCUCAGGAAUGCUAUCAAGAGAACAGUUGCUUUAUCUCUUUAAUUCCUUCUCUCAACUCACUUCCCAGCCUGAUGUAAAGAAAAGGAUUGCUGAUGCCGUGAAUGACAAACAGGAAGCUGUUGCUGCUACCACUACAAUCCAGGAAUCUAUAUUUUUGGAAAUGGGGGUUGAUCCAAGUUUUGGUAUUUCAUGCUUGGGAAAAGUGAACGUGGUCUAUGAAAAUGAUCAGGAUUUGAUGAUUCGCUUUUACAAAUUUGUUGCAAACGAAGAAAUGGCCUGCGAUGAAGCUGAGCUUGGACCAGAUGAGUUUGCUGGAAAAAUGCACUAUCAACAAAAACUACAGGAGCAGCAACUAGAGAUGCUAAAGCACAUGCGCAAAUUUCACCUGGAUGAUCAAUCUGCAAUUCUUGAGAAGUUGCAUCAGCAGAUGGAAAAUGCCAAUUUUGAAGUUGAGGCAUCAGUUUUGUCACCUGAACAAGUUCAGGAGACUGUUCGAAGAAGGGUUUCACCGCUGUUUCAGCCUAGGUAGAUUGACACUCAAUUUGUCUGUAUUCGAGUUUCAUUCUGGGCUACGACGUUCCGCAUGUUUCUAAUGUAAGCUCAUUGUUGUAGCAGCUAGUUUUCGUACAUAGCUAACUAUUGCUGUUCACUCCUUUUCCGAUCCACGUUAUUUCAUGUUCUUUUUGCACGGGAUCGUGAGGCAUCUAAAGUGGCGGUUGAUGAUAACCUGCAUUGGCCUCAAUCCCCAACAUGGCCUAAUUAGCAAACGAUUCCAAAAUUCAGUUGACUAUUGAAGUGUUUCUGUUCUGGUCCA
Molecule: messenger RNA, 979 nt
Organism: Populus nigra (black poplar)
Lineage: Eukaryota; Viridiplantae; Streptophyta; Magnoliopsida; Malpighiales; Salicaceae
Exons: 7
Coding region: 143-694 (183 amino acids)
Source: RefSeq, a predicted model, not a curated record